GAAGUGCGCUUGCGCAAAUGCUAGUGGUGCGUAGGUUACAAUUGAGUAACGCCGGGAAUGACUGGGUAGGUGGGUGGGGCGGGGAACAGUAACGGUUUCCUAUUGGCUGGCAGCCCGAACUCACAGACCAGCUAAUUGGACGCAGUCAGAACCCAGCAGUCUUUCUUUGUAUUCCUCUGCGGGAUUGGUGUGCCCAGGAGUUUGACUUUCCAAUUGGCUAACGCCGGUGUGGGAGGGGAAUGUGGGGAGUUUUGAAUUCGAAGCCGGUAGGCAGUGAUAAUCCGCAUUCAGUUGCCGAGGAGUGCCAGCGACCUUCAGUUUCUGGAGCUGGCCGUCAACAUGUCCUUUCCUAAGGCGCCCCUGAAAAGAUUCAAUGACCCUUCUGGUUGCGCACCAUCUCCUGGUGCUUAUGAUGUUAAAACUUCAGAAGUAUUGAAAGGACCAGUAUCGUUUCAGAAAUCACAAAGAUUUAAACAACAGAAAGAAUCUAAACAAAAUCUUAAUGUUGACAAAGAUACUACUUUGCCUGCUUCAGCUAGAAAAGUUAAGUCUUCGGAAUCAAAGAUUCGUGUUCUUCUACAGGAACGUGGUGCCCAGGACAGGCGGAUGCAGGAUCUGGAAACUGAGUUGGAAAAGAUGGAAGCAAGGCUGAAUGCUGCACUCAGGGAAAAAACGUCUCUCUCUGCAAAUAAUGCUACACUGGAGAAACAACUUAUUGAAUUGACCAGGACUAAUGAACUACUAAAAUCUAAGUUUUCUGAAAAUGGUAACCAGAAGAAUUUGAGAAUUCUAAGCUUGGAGUUGAUGAAACUUAGAAACAAAAGAGAAACAAAGAUGAGGGGUAUGAUGGCUAAGCAAGAAGGCAUGGAGAUGAAGCUGCAGGUCACCCAAAGAAGUCUCGAAGAGUCUCAGGGGAAAAUAGCCCAACUGGAGGGAAAACUUGUUUCAAUAGAGAAAGAAAAGAUUGAUGAAAAAUCUGAAACAGAAAAACUCUUGGAAUACAUCGAAGAAAUUAGUUGUGCUUCAGAUCAAGUGGAAAAAUACAAGCUAGAUGUUGCCCAGUUAGAAGAAAAUUUGAAAGAGAAGAAUGAUGAAAUGUUAAGCCUUAAGCAGUCUCUUGAGGAGAAUAUUGUUAUAUUAUCUAAACAAGUAGACGAUCUAAAUGCAAAAUGUCAGCUGCUUGAAAAAGAAAAAGAAGACCAUAUCAACAGGAAUAGAGAACACAAUGAAAAUCUAAAUGCUGAGAUGCAAAACUUAAAACAGAAGCUUAUUCUUGAACAACAGGAAUGUGAAAAGCUUCAACAAAAACAACUGCAAGUUGAUUCACUUCUGCAGCAAGAGAAAGAAUUAUCUGCUAGUCUUCAUCAAAAGCUCUGUUCUUUUCAAGAGGAAGUGGUUAAAGAGAAGAAUCUCUUUGAGGAAGAAUUAAAGCAAGCACUGGAUGAGCUUGAUAAAUUACAGCAAAAGGAGGAACAAGCUGAAAGGCUGGUCAAGCAAUUGGAAGAGGAAGCAAAAUCUAGAGCUGAAGAAUUAAAACUCCUAGAAGGAAAGCUGAAAGGGAAGGAGGCUGAACUGGAGAAAAGUAGUGCUGCUCAUACCCAGGCCACCCUGCUUUUGCAGGAAAAGUGUAACAGUACAGUGCAAAGCCUUGAAGAUGUUACUGCUCAAUUUGAAAGCUAUAAAGCAUUAACAGCCAGUGAGAUAGAAGAUCUUAAGCUGGAGAACUCAUCAUUACAGGAAACAGUGGCCAAGGCUGGAAAAAGUGCAGAGGAUGUUCAGCAUCAGAUACUGGCAACUGAGAGCUCAAAUCAAGAAUAUGCACGGAUGCUUCUAGAUCUGCAGACCAAGUCAGCAUUAAAAGAAACAGAAAUUAAAGAAAUCACAGUUUCUUUUCUUCAAAAAAUAACUGAUUUGCAGAACCAACUCAAGCAACAAGAGGAAGACUUUAGAAAACAGCUGGAAGAUGAAGAAGGAAGAAAAGCUGGAAAAGAAAAUACAACAGCAGAAUUAACUGAAGAAAUUAACAAGUGGCGUCUCCUCUAUGAAGAACUAUAUAAUAAAACAAAACCUUUUCAGCUACAACUAGAUGCUUUUGAGGCAGAAAAACAGGCAUUGUUGAAUGAACAUGGUGCAGCUCAGGAACAGCUAAAUAAAAUAAGAGAUUCAUAUGCUAAAUUACUGGGUCAUCAGAAUUUGAAACAAAAAAUCAAGCAUGUUGUGAAGUUGAAAGAUGAAAAUAGCCAACUCAAAUCGGAAGUAUCAAAACUCCGCUGUCAGCUUGCUAAAAAAAAACAAAGUGAGACAAAACUUCAAGAGGAAUUGAAUAAAGUCCUAGGUAUCAAACACUUUGAUCCUUCAAAGGCUUUUCAUCAUGAAAGUAAAGAAAAUUUUGCCCUGAAAACCCCAUUAAAAGAAGGCAGUACAAACUGUUACUGAGCUCCUAUGGAGUGACAAGAAUCAUGGAAGUAAACAUCUGAAAAACCUGUUGAAGAUUAUUUCAUUCGUAUUGUUGUUAUUGAUGUUGUUAUUAUGUUUGACAUGGUAUUUUAUAAUGUUGUAUUUAAUUUUAACUGCCAAUCCUUAAAUAUGUGAAAGGAACAUUUUUUACCAAAGUAUCUUUUGAGAUUUUAUUUUUUCUUGUAAAUGCCUCCUACCUAAUGCUCACCUUUAUCACCUCAUUCUGAACCCUCUCACUGGCUUUCCAGCUUACAAUGCAUCUCAUCAACUUAAUAUUCCUUUAAAAGUCAGUAUCAUAUUAUUAUUCUCCUGUUCUGAAACCUUACUUUCAAGAGUCUAAUCCCCAGAUUUUUCAGCUUGAUCCUGGAGGUCUUUUCUAGUCUGAGCUUCUUUAGCUAGGCUAAAACACCUUGGUUUAUUCUUGCCUCUACUUCAAUUCUGAUAAUGCUCACCUAUUAUCCUUCCACUUGUCCAGUUGAAAUAAGAAAUUUAAGAACGAGCCUAACUUCAUAGGAACCUCUCCAUUUUUAAUCAGUUGUUUAAUAAUUUACAGGUUCUUAGGCUCCAUCCUAUUUGUAUGAAAUUAUAAUCUGUGAUUUGGCCUUAAGCCUGCAUUUUUAACAAACUCUUCAGUUAAUUCUUAAAUACACUGAAAAUCUGAGAAACUCUGCAUGUAACUAUUUCUUUAGAGUUUGUCAUAUACUGCUUGUCAUCUACAUGUCUACUGAGCAUUUGAUUAAUAUUUGUGUAAUAUGAAAUAAAAUUACACAGUGAGUCAUUUAACCAA
This is a messenger RNA of Mandrillus leucophaeus (drill), 3244 nucleotides long. RefSeq names its product hyaluronan-mediated motility receptor (RHAMM) (gene HMMR). Gene Ontology annotation, cellular component: membrane. Bases 340 to 2436 code for a protein of 698 amino acids. The record is from RefSeq and is a predicted model, not a curated record. NCBI's taxonomy places the organism in Eukaryota, Metazoa, Chordata, Mammalia, Primates, Cercopithecidae. Gene Ontology annotation, molecular function: hyaluronic acid binding. The transcript is spliced from 17 exons.